Hibiscus syriacus is the source of this 1661-nucleotide messenger RNA. RefSeq names its product probable protein phosphatase 2C 42. Gene Ontology annotation, biological process: protein dephosphorylation. The record is from RefSeq and is a predicted model, not a curated record. Lineage: Eukaryota; Viridiplantae; Streptophyta; Magnoliopsida; Malvales; Malvaceae. Gene Ontology annotation, molecular function: cation binding; protein serine/threonine phosphatase activity. The coding region runs from base 345 to 1496 and encodes 383 amino acids. The transcript has 4 exons.
AAAAGACAUUGAAAAUAACACCCAUUUUGUUCAAAGGAAAAAAAAACACCCCAAAACAACCGACCCUCCUUUGUUCCUCCACCACCGAACACCCACCACCGCCCACCUUUCACUGCGCCCCACCUUUAUUAUCUUAUACUACGCAUACCCUUUUCUUCGAUCAUCAUAUAUCGUUCUUUUGAUUCCUUGUUUCACGGCUUUGUGGGAGGUUUUUUGAGUAUCUUUUGGAAGAAAAAAAAAGUAGCUCAGAUCACAUCGUCGUAUUGCUGAAUUUGGAGUUUUACGGUGGUGUGGGAUUCUGGGUUUUUUUGUACUUUUUGUUCUUUUAUGAUGAGAUAUGUCUGAUGCUCCGGGGAUUGAUGAAUCUUCUCUCGCUCUGCUGGAAGCCAUUCGGGCAUGAGAAGGGAAAUCAAAAGACCAACGGCGUUCUUGGCGGCGACGGAGGAAGUGGUGAUGGGUCUAAGGAAGGUAAAGAUGGGUUGCUUUGGUAUCGAGAUAUAUUGAGAUAUGGGUCCGGGGAUUUUUCCAUGGCCGUGAUCCAAGCGAACCAGGUGCUCGAGGACCAGAGCCAGAUCGAGUCCGGCCAGUACGGUACUUUCGUCGGGAUCUACGAUGGGCACGGUGGACCCGAGACGGCUCGUUACGUUUGCGAUCACCUGUUCAAGCACUUUCGAGCAAUAGCAGCCGAGUCGCAGGGAGUUGUGACAUCCGAGACCAUUCAAAGAGCUUUUCGUCAAACGGAAGAAGGGUUCACCGCCCUUGUGUCAGAGUCAUGGAGUACUCGGCCGAACAUGGCAACGGUCGGGACAUGCUGUCUGGUUGGAGUAAUACAUCAGCAAACUCUUUUCAUUGCAAAUCUUGGUGAUUCACGUGUUGUGCUGGGCAAGAAGGUUGGCAACACUGGAGGAAUGGCUGCUAUGCAGUUGUCAACCGAACACAAUGCAAAUAUGGCUGCUAUAAGGCAGGAACUUAAGGAAUUACACCCACAUGAUCCGCAAAUCGUUGUUCUCAAACAUGGAGUCUGGAGAGUAAAGGGCAUCAUUCAGGUUUCUAGAUCUAUAGGUGAUGUUUAUAUGAAACAUGCGCGGUAUAACAGGGAACCAAUUAACGGAAAAUUCAGACUUCCCGAACCAAUGCACAUGCCUAUAUUGAGUGCUAUUCCGACUAUUAUUUCUCAUGCUCUCCAACCAAAUGAUUCUUUCCUUAUAUUUGCAUCCGAUGGUCUUUGGGAACACUUGAGUAAUGAAAAAGCUGUGGAUAUUGUCCACAAUCAUCCUCGUGCAGGGAGUGCCAAAAGGCUGGUCAAAGCCGCCUUACAAGAAGCAGCUAGAAAACGAGAAAUGAGAUAUUCGGAUCUUCGAAAGAUCGACAAGAAGGUCCGACGCCAUUUUCACGACGAUAUAACCGUUAUUGUGUUAUUUAAUCACGAUCUUAUAUCCAGAGGUUCGGUCCAAGAUCCUCUAGUAUCCAUUAGAAGUGCACUAGAACACAGGUAAAUUAUUCACGAACCAGAUAGAUUCAUGCUUCCCACUUAAACCGGUUUUCGGCCGAAACACCCGGGAAAAAAACUGCAAUACCGACAUGAAGACAUUUCACGGUGCACUGCUCGGAAUAGCGAUAUAGAGAGCUGUUGUUUUAAGAGGAUUCAUGUAAAAUGUUUU